GGAAGCGGUGAGCUGACUGUUGACAGCUGUCCAGUGAACGAAGGUGGUGAAACGCUGUAGUCUUACCCUGUAAUCCUCCGGCUCAGUUUUCUGAGCUUCAGCCGAGCUUUCCUGCUGUGAGGUUUUCUGCUGAAAAGGUAAAGUUGGACGUGAGAAACAGCGUGACGCGUUCACUUACAGCCUGGCAAUCAGAGAUGGACGGUGGAUCAGAGGUGCGACUGGAGGCCCCCACCUUCUGCUGCUCCACCUGUGAGGGAGCACCAAUCACAGGUCGCCGCUCCGCUCAACGCAUGAAGGCCCGCAGUCUGAGCACCUCCUCAGCCACUUACUCAGAACACAGGAGGACUCAGUGGCUUCAUGGACCGAGUCCUGUCACCACAUUUGGCCCGAAGGCAUGCAUGCUCCAGAAUCCACAUGCUGUGAUGCAUAUUCAGGAUCCCGCCAGCCAGAGACUGACGUGGAACAAGCCUCCGAAAAGUGUCCUUGUCAUCAAGAAGAUCCGAGACGCCAGCCUGCUUCAGCCUUUCAAGGAGCUCUGCACGUUCCUCACCGAGGUGAAGGACCUGAUGGUUUACGUGGAGAAGAAGGUCCUGGAUGAUCCGGCCAUUUCAGGCGACGAAGUUUUCGCCGCCAUCACUAAGAAAUUUUGCACUUUCAGAGAAGAUCUGGACGAUAUCUCCAAUCGUGUGGACUUCAUCAUCUGUCUCGGUGGAGAUGGAACGUUGCUGUACGCGUCUUCGCUUUUCCAGGAGAGCGUCCCCCCUGUCAUGGCCUUCCACCUGGGCUCCCUGGGCUUCCUGACGCCGUUCAAGUUCGAUACGUAUCAGUCUCAGGUCACGCAGAUCAUCGAAGGAAACGCCGCCAUCGUGCUGCGAAGUCGCCUGCAGGUGCGAGUGCUCAAGGAGAACUGGGAGAAGAAGGACACGGUGGACGAGAAGGGCAUCAUCCUGACCAAUAAGGACCUGGAGACCAGCCGCAAAGCCAUGCAGUAUCAGGUUCUUAACGAGGUGGUGGUGGACAGAGGACCCUCCUCCUACCUGUCCAACGUGGACCUCUUCUUGGACGGACACCUGAUCACCACGGUGCAGGGAGACGGUUUGAUCGUUUCCACGCCGACGGGCAGCACGGCGUACGCGGUGGCCGCCGGAGCCUCCAUGAUCCACCCCAACGUCCCGGCCAUCAUGAUCACCCCCAUCUGUCCUCACUCCCUCUCCUUCAGACCCAUCGUGGUGCCUGCUGGAGUGGAGCUCCAGAUAAAGCUCUCCCCUGAUGCCAGGAACACGGCCUGGGUGUCGUUCGACGGCAGGAAGAGACAGGAGAUCUGCCACGGAGACAGUAUCACCAUCACCACUUCCUGCUUCCCCGUUCCCUCCAUCUGCUUCCGAGACCCGGUGAACGACUGGUUCGAGAGCCUGGCCACGUGUUUACACUGGAACGUGAGGAAGAAGCAGAACUACCUCAGCUCGGAGGACGAAGAGUUCUGAAGGACCGCUCCUUUCGCCUGCCGCCGCCGAGAGCCUCCAACUCUUAACUUUAGUAUUGGCAAAAGUCAAAGUGCAUCAAUUUCGGACGUGUAAUCAAAAAGGAAAGCAACACACUGCAACUCUCGGGUUGAACCCAAACACAGUUGCGUGGCGUCAUAGUGCUGUUGGUGGCUUGCUCCGAGACUUUUUCCAUAUUCAGGGAGACUUUUUUUUAAAAGGAAAUCAACUCUCUCUGCUGAAGCAAAGACCAAACUACACUAGAGUAGAAAAACUCCAGUUCAUGUUUAACUAAGAACUAAUGAGAUCUUAAAAGUUGCUUUAGCUGAAUCCAGGGGCCCAACUGUGCAGAAUGUGCCUUAAACACUGCCAUCAUCAGGAUAAAGUGAUAUUUUGAGGUUACCAAAUUUGUGUUUUUUUCUUUUUUUUUUUAUCUAACAUUCGCCAUGUUUGUCUUUCCUGUUAGCAGAACUGAACACAUGGCUGUGUUUUAGGUAGUUUACUGAAUCGAAGGCGGCACAAAGCUGUUGCGAGCCCCUUCUUACUGAUGUCUGGUUUUAAAGAUUUUUCCUUUAAGCAUCCGCCAAACAUUUUAAAAUCUAUAUUUUUUUAGACCGAUGUCUGUGGGCUCUGUGAUGGUCUGUGUGUGAAUGUUGAGGGAUUGUUACAAACUUGCUGCGUUUCCCACAGUGCAGCCUACGUUACAGGUUUGUCGGGACCUGCCCACCGUCCAGAUGUUUGGUUUUAAAUCGACUCAACAGAUCAAUCAUUCCUCUUAACCCUGUACAUAAAUGUAAAACGCUAAUAAGCUGUUGUUUUGUAUAAUAAUGUUUAUUCACAGGUUUACAGUGUAUUAUUACUGAAAAUAAAUCUAUUUGCUACUUUUUAUACGGCGAUGCGUUUGUCACCUGUUGAUUUUUGUCGACGUGGAGCAGUCUAGUGUCUUGACGAUCCGUUAGAAACGCAUUCCAGGGCAAAUGUGAUUUGUCUGACUUUUAAUAGGAAAGAGACCAGCUGGUUCGUCACCAGCGUUGGUCUCAGCUGUUCUCUGUAAAGUGCUUUUCACUUUUGUAACCGAGAGCCUGCAACUCUAACUUUUGCAUUGGCAAGUUUGAUAAAUGUGUCCAAGAAGUUAUUCUCUUUUUUUUUUUUCCCAUAACACCUUAAUAAA
This is a messenger RNA of Xiphophorus couchianus (Monterrey platyfish), 2652 nucleotides long. RefSeq names its product NAD kinase a (gene nadka). Lineage: Eukaryota; Metazoa; Chordata; Actinopteri; Cyprinodontiformes; Poeciliidae. Gene Ontology annotation, biological process: NAD+ metabolic process; NADP+ biosynthetic process. The record is from RefSeq and is a predicted model, not a curated record. Gene Ontology annotation, molecular function: NAD+ kinase activity. The transcript is spliced from 12 exons. The coding region runs from base 195 to 1484 and encodes 429 amino acids.